This is a messenger RNA of Trichosurus vulpecula (common brushtail), 381 nucleotides long. RefSeq names its product 40S ribosomal protein S17-like. Gene Ontology annotation, biological process: translation. Gene Ontology annotation, cellular component: ribosome. NCBI's taxonomy places the organism in Eukaryota, Metazoa, Chordata, Mammalia, Diprotodontia, Phalangeridae. The coding region runs from base 1 to 381 and encodes 126 amino acids. The record is from RefSeq and is a predicted model, not a curated record. Gene Ontology annotation, molecular function: structural constituent of ribosome. The transcript has a single exon.
AUGGGUCGUGUUUGGACCAAGACCGUGAAGAAGGUGGCGCAAGUCAUCAUUGAAAAGUACUACACCUGCCUGGGCAAUGACUUCCACACCACCAACAAGUGCGUGUGCGAGGAGAUCGCCAUCAUCCCCAGAAAGAAGCUCCGCAACAAGAUCGCGGGAUAUGUUACUCAUCUGAUGAAGCGGAUCCAGAGAGGCCCUGUGAGAGGUAUCUCCAUCAAACUGCAGGAAGAAGAAAGAGAAAGGAGGGAUAACUAUGUCCCAGAGGUCUCUGCUUUGGAUCAGGAAAUUAUUGAAGUGGACCCUGACACCAAAGAAAUGUUGAAACUCCUGGAUUUUGGCGUUUGUCCAACCUGCAAGUUACACAGCCCACAAUUGGGAUGA